CCUCACAGGAAUGAAAGUAUGCUUGCAAGAUAAAAAGCCUACUUUAGUAUCGCACUCAAGGAAAAACCUACAAUAAUGGCAACAGCACGCCUCCGACGAACAUUUCACUACCCCGACUCGGAGGACGACGAAGCCGUAGAAGAGGGAAUGGAUGAGCGAGACCAGGAGGAUCUUAUAGCCAAACUUUCCAGCCGAGAUACCACCUCAACCACCCUCUACACCCACCUCCUCCUUAUCCUUCCCUUGGCCCCUCUACUUUUCUACCUCCCACGUCUAUUCCAUUUCUCCACCGUAAUAUCGAGUAUUCUCGCCAUCGGGAGUCUGUUAAGUUCGGCGUAUACUCUGUACUUUCUCCCUCUCCCACCCGUCAGCUCUUCCACAGCCUCCGUGUCCGACAAGAGCCGAAAAGGGAAAUCCAUAUCCCGUGACCCAACCACUGGGGCCAGAUCUGCCUCUUCAUGGACUUCCCCGGAGUCGCGGCCUGUGCCUUAUUUAUCCACCGAUACAGUGGAGCUGUUGAGGAAAUACAUCAUCCCGCUAAACGCAAGCAUCUGCGCCGUCCUUGCGCUUGUGGAACUCCUCUCAGGCCGGACAUGGAGCGAAGGGAUGAUGAUAGGUGGAGGCAUAAUAGACUCUCGCAAGAAGGUCUCGACUAUUCUACGUGAUGCUUCGCAAGAGUAA
Messenger RNA from Westerdykella ornata, 681 nucleotides. RefSeq lists its product as uncharacterized. Lineage: Eukaryota; Fungi; Ascomycota; Dothideomycetes; Pleosporales; Sporormiaceae. The coding region runs from base 76 to 681 and encodes 201 amino acids. The transcript has 3 exons. The record is from RefSeq and is a predicted model, not a curated record.